GCUUGUGCGUGUCCGACCCCAGGUCCGGCACCGACCCGACAAUGGAGUGCUGCCGCUGGACAACCGCUGGCACCCUGCUUCUAGCUUCCCUCAUCCUGAGCUCCAGAACAGCUCGCUCAGAGGAAGACCGAGACUCACUGUGGGAUGCCUGGGGCUCAUGGAGCGAAUGCUCACGCACCUGUGGAGGAGGGGCUUCAUAUUCACUGCGACGCUGCCUGAGCAGCAAGACCUGUGAAGGACGAAACAUCCGGUACAGGACAUGCAGCAAUGUGGACUGCCCACCAGAGGCAGGUGAUUUUCGUGCCCAGCAGUGCUCUGCUCACAACGACGUCAAGUACCAGGGGCAGCUGUAUGAGUGGCUUCCCGUCACUAAUGACCCUGACAACCCAUGCUCACUGAAGUGCCAGGCCAGAGGAACGGCUCUGGUUGUGGAGCUGGCACCAAAAGUUCUGGAUGGGACACGGUGCUACACUGAAUCCCUGGACAUGUGCAUCAGUGGCUUGUGCCAAAUUGUUGGCUGUGACCACCAGCUGGGAAGUGCUGUCAAGGAAGAUAACUGUGGGGUCUGCAAUGGAGAUGGGUCCACCUGCCGGCUGGUUCGAGGCCAGUAUAAGUCCCAGCUCUCUGCAAGUAAAUUGGAAGAUACAGUGGUUGCUAUUCCCUAUGGAAGCCGACAAGUUCGCCUCGUGCUGAAAGGACCCGAUCAUUUAUAUUUGGAAACUAAGACUCUCCAAGGUGUGAAGAGUGAAAACAGCCUCAGCACCACUGGCUCCUUCCUUGUAGAAAAUUCUAGCAUUGACUUCCAGAAGUUUCCUGACAAGGAGAUCUUAAGAAUAUCUGGGCCUCUCACUGCAGACUUUACUAUCAAGAUCCAUUAUGCUGGUGCUGCUGACAGUUCAGUCCAGUUCAUCUUCUACCAGCCUAUCAUUCAUAGAUGGAGGGAAACUGAUUUUUUUCCUUGUUCAGCAUCCUGUGGUGGAGGUUAUCAGCUGACAUCUGCUGAGUGCUUUGAUCUGAGAAGCAAUCGGGUAGUAGCAGAUCAAUACUGUCACUACUACCCUGAAAAUAUCAAGCCAAAGCCUAAACUUCAAGAGUGUAAUCUGGAUCCUUGUCCUGCAAGUGAUGGAUACAAGCAGAUUAUGCCCUAUGACCUCUACCAUCCCCUUCCUCGAUGGGAAAGUUCACCCUGGACUGCCUGUUCCUCCUCCUGUGGAGGAGGCAUUCAAAGCCGCAGCGUCUCCUGUGUGGAAGAAGACAUUCAGGGGCACAUCAGCCCCGUGGAAGAAUGGAAAUGCAUGUAUACUCCAAAGAUGCCUGUUGUCCAGCCUUGCAAUAUAUUUGACUGUCCAAAGUGGCUUGCUCAAGAAUGGUCUCCGUGUACUGUGACCUGUGGACAAGGACUCAGAUACCGUGUGGUCCUUUGCAUUGAUCACCGGGGGAUGCAUACAGGAGGCUGUAGUACUAAAACAAAGCCACACAUAAAAGAAGAAUGUGUUGUACCCACUCCUUGCUACAAGCCCAAAGAGAAACUUCCUGUGGAAGCAAAGUCGCCAUGGUAUAAGCAGGCUCAAGAGCUGGAGGAAGGAACAGCCGUAUCUGAAGAACCCUCGUUUAUUCCUGAGGCUUGGUCCACCUGUAGUGUCACCUGUGGAGUAGGCAGCCAGAUGCGGCUUGUGAAAUGUCAGGUGCUCCUCUCUUUCUCUCAGUCUGUGGCUGAUCUGCCCAUCGAUGAAUGUGAAGGUCCCAAACCUGUGUCUCAGAGAGCCUGUUACAGUGGUCCCUGCAGUGGGGAAGCAACUGACUACACCCCAGAGGAGACUCAGCUUUUGUAUGGCAGCUUGCAGGAGUUCGAUGAGCUCUAUGAUUGGGAAUAUGAAGGCUUUACAGAGUGCUCAGAGUCCUGUGGAGGAGGUGUCCAGGAGGCUGUGGUGACCUGUCUGAACAAACAAACUAGGGAGCUUGCAGACGAAGCAUUGUGUGUUAGCAGCCGUCGUCCUCCACAGCUGCUGAAGGCCUGUAGCCUGGACCCCUGCCCCCCAAGAUGGGAGAUUGGGAAUUGGAGCACUUGCAGUCUUACCUGUGGGGUUGGUUUGCAGACACGAGAUGUCUUCUGUUCUCAUCUGCUAUCAAGAGAGACGAAUGAGACCGUGAUUUUGGCAGAUGAGUUGUGCUCUAAACCCAAGCCGUCCCUCGUACAAGCCUGUAAUCGCUUUGACUGCCCACCCUCCUGGUAUCCUACAGAAUGGGAAGAGUGUUCACAGACCUGUGGUGGUGGUGUCCAGAAGCGAGAUACACUUUGUAAGCAGCGCCUGGCAGAUGGAAGCUUGUUAGAGCUGCCAGAAUCCUUCUGCUCCAUGCCAAGGACCGUUACACAGCAAGCCUGCAAAAACGAGGAUUGUCCCAAUGAGUGGCUUCUCUCUGACUGGACACAGUGUUCAGUAAGCUGUGGAGAAGGCACGCAGAGCCGAAAUGCUAUUUGCAGAAAGAUGCUGAAAACUGGGGGCUUUGUUAUCAUCAAUUCCUCACUCUGCCUCCCUUUGCCAUUCUCAUCCUUGAUCAGGCCCUGUUCACUAGGCCCCUGUGCAAGGCACAGCAGACCAGCUCAUAAGCAAAGCCCCCAUAUUAUGGCUGUAAAGCAAGUUUACAUCCAGACAAGGAAGCAGAAGAAACUGCACUUCAUUGUGGGUGGACAUGCCUACCUGCUGCCCAAAACUUCUGUUAUCCUCCGAUGCCCUACCAGGAGGUUCCGGAAGUCAAUGAUCACUUGGGAGAAGGACAGCAAGAGGCUUGUCAGCUCAGCUCACAUCACGAUUGCGCCCUACGGCUACAUGAAAAUCCAUCAUCUGAAGCCUUCAGACACUGGGACAUACACCUGCACAGCAGGGCCAGCCCGGGAGCAUUUCACAAUUAAACUGAUUGGAAGCAACAAGAAGAUCAUUGCUGGGCAGCCAGCUGGUGUUAGGGAGGAAGAAGUCAUGAGAAAGGCCGGCUUAAAUGAUGCCUUGCGCACAGAGGAUAAACAGCUCAAUGGGAUUUUCUUCAAUGGUAGCAAGGCUGAAAAGCGAGGGCGCCUUGCUAACCCCAGCAGAUGGUAUGACAAUAUUGUCUCAAGGCUGCUACAGCUCAGGGGCUGGCCAGGGGAAAAUUUGGAGUCCUGGGAAGCCCAGGAGUCCAUGGAGAGAAACGCAUCCUCAGAAGAGGACCAGAGCCGGGAGCAUAGCCUGCCAUUUACUAUGGUCACAGAGCAGAAACGCUUGGAUGAUAUCAUAAGGAAUUUGUCACAACAACCUGAGGAGCUUAAAGACAUCUACACUGAGCAUCUUGUUGUGCAGUUGGCUCAGGAGGUUUUCAAGAGCUACUUAGAGCACCAGGAUUUUGUCCUCAAAGCAUCAAGGAGAAAAGUUGAUUCAGCCUCUGUGGAGUACCCUCUCCACAGACGUGUUUCUGGAUUUACCAGCUCCCUGAGGACAUCAUCUGCUGAAACAUUUAUUCCCACCUCUGUAAACCUGGCAAAUGGCUUGCACAGGCCUCAUCAAAAGCCUGCCAUCCUCCGAAAGAUUUCAGCAGCACAACAACUUUCUGCUUCAGAGGUUGUCACCCACCUGGGACAGACAGUGGUCCUAGCAAGUGGCACACUGAGUGUGCUGCUUCACUGUGAAGCAGUGGGAAACCCAAAGCCCACCAUCAGCUGGGCUAAGAAUGGAGAGGAAGUGAAAUACAAUGAUAGGUUGCUUCUUCAGCCUGAUGACUCCUUGCAGAUUCUAGCACCCGUGGAAUCUGAUGUGGGUUUCUAUGCUUGCAAUGCAUCCAAUGCCCUGGGAUCUGACUCUGUCUCCAUUGCUGUCACCCUAGCAGGAAAGCCACUGAUAAAGGCAUCAAGAGCUACCAUGAUCAACACUGAAUCACCUGCUGUCACUGUUGAUAUUGGAAGCAUGCUGAAAACAAUCCAGAAAGCAAAUGUUAGCAUUAACUGCCAGGUUGCAGGUGUUCCUGAAGCAAAAGUUACUUGGUUUAAGAACAAGGUCAAGCUGUCCUCAACUCACCAUCUGCAUGAUGGUUUGCUGUUAAUACCAAAUGUUUCUCUAUCAGAUCAGGGGUUAUACUCCUGCAAGGCAGCCAAUCUUCAUGGAGAAGUAACUGAAAGUUCCCAGCUGUUGGUUCUUGAGCCUCCACAACCUCUUCCUUACCUAGAAGAGUUGACAGCAGUGCUUAGCAGUGCUGGGCCCAACACCCAUUCAGUGCUGACUUCUCCUUCAGGAACAAAAUUGACUGUCAGUCCAGGGAGCUCUGCUCUCAUAGGUUGUGCUGUCGAUGGACAUCCAACCCCAAACAUCACCUGGCUUUACUCUGGUGAGCCUCUCAGUCUGCAUCAUCAACUCCUGGCAGCAGGACGGAUUCUUCAGAUAGUCAAUGUCAGUGAUUUCACUGAUGGUUAUUUCAGCUGCCUUGCUCAGAAUGAGGCUGGCUCGCUCACACAAGUAAUGUCCCUGGCUAUACAAGAGUACCGGUGGUCGGUGGACAAACUGACAGCUUGUUCGGCUUCCUGCGGCCACAGAGGGCUGCAGCUGCCCCAGCUGAGGUGCUUACUGGAUGGGGCCGAAGUCAAUGCAUCCUACUGCAGAGAGACACCCAAGCCAUCUCUGCAGCCCAUCGCGUGCAACAGGAGGGACUGCCCUUCACGGUGGAUGGUAACAUCCUGGUCUCCUUGCACACGGAGCUGUGGCGGAGGCAUACAGAUGCGUCGAGUGACAUGUCAGCGCCUGACAGCGAAAGGCAGCUCUGUCCCUAUGUCAAACGAGGCUUGUGCCCAGGUGUCCAAGCGCCCUGUGGACACACAGAACUGUAACAAGCAGGCCUGUGUUGAGUGGGUAGCGUCCUCCUGGGGCCAGUGUAAUGGGCCUUGCAUUGGACCACGACUGGCUGUACAGCACAGACAGAUAUUUUGCCAGACCAAAGAUGGGACUUCUGUGUCAUCUGAUCAAUGCAGUUCCUUACCAAGGCCAUUCAGCACCCAGAACUGCUGGACUGAUGUCUGUGGUGUGCACUGGAGAGUCAGCCUAUGGACCGUCUGCACGGCUACAUGCGGAAAUUACGGCUUCCAGUCGCGGCGUGUGGACUGCGUGCACAUCCGCACCAACAAGCCCGUGAUGGAGCACCACUGCUCCUGGAGGCCGAGACCAGCAAACUGGCAGCGCUGCAACAUCACACCCUGUGAAAACGUGGACUGCAGAGAUACCACAAGGUACUGUGAGAAAGUGAAGCAGCUCAAACUCUGCCAGCUCACCCAAUUUAAGUCACGUUGCUGUGGGACUUGUGGAAAAUCUUGAAGACAGACAAAAUGAAAAUGGAGGAACAAGGGGAUCACAGCCUUUUCUUCACUGAAAAAAGGCUUUUGCAGAAAAUACAGAUGGAUGGAAUGAUCUUUUUCAUUUUAUUUAUUUAUUUCCCUUUAAAAAAAAUUCCAGACCUUUAACAAAUCAUUGUUGUAAAGGGACUCGACAAGUUUUCCCUUCUAUGAAUCUGGGAGACGGAAUGCAGAUAAACGUGGUCAUGAGGGUAGACCAGAAAAAGUCAAAGAGACCCAUGACACCAAGAGAUGGGUAUGAGAGGAGUGGGGCUUCCCCUCAAUCUGUGUACAUGCCUGUGGGACACACACCAAGAGACAGGUGAGGAAGAGGACCAGAGUCAAAACCUAGCAUCAUAUUACAGAAUCACAGGAUCAUCAAGGUCAAAAGAGAUCUUCAGUUUUAUCUAGUCCAAACAUUAACAGCACUACCAUACCCAUCCCUAACCUAUCCCUGGGUGCCAUAUUGAGACUCUUCUUGGACACUGCCAGAGAUGGUAACUCCACCACCUCCCUGGGCAACUUAAUCCAAUAUCUAGCCACUUUUUCAGUGAAUUUUUUUUUUAAUAUCUAAUCUGAGCCUCCACAGCACAAUUUGAGGCUGUUUCUUCUCAUCCUUUUGUUUGAAACAUGGCAGAAGAGACUGACCCCCAUCUGACUACAACCUCCUUUCAGGCAGUUGUAGAAAGCAAUGUGAUCAGCCCUGAGCCUUCUCAGAGCUAAACAAUGCCAGCUGCCCCAGUUGUUCCUUAUAGGAUGUGUUUUUUAGAUCUUUCACCAGUUUAAUAGGCAUUCUCUGGACAUUCUCCAGCACCUCAAUGUCUUUCCAGGAGUGAGGGGCCCAAAACUGAGCACAGGAUUUGAGGUGUGGCCUCACCAGUGCUGAGUACUGGAGGAGAACCACUGCCCUGGUCCUCCUGGCCACACUAUUGCUGGUAGAGGCUAGGAUACUAUUAGCCAUGUCAGGCGCCUGGGCACUGCUGGCUCAUAUUUAGUCAGAUGUUAACUAGCACCCCCUGGUCUCUUUCGUCUGAGCAGCUCUCAUCUCCCUUAGACUACCUUGAGAACAUAAGUAUGUGAUUUUGCUUUACAAGCUUAUUUGUUGCAUCCAAGAUUGGAAGCCUUUUAACUUCUAAACCACUCUCUCCUUCCUACACCAGGCAAAGGACAUCCUUGUGAUCUUUGAGGAUCUAGGUCUGAAGAAGUUGGACAAUGGUCUGUAACAUAAGUGGGUCUAAAAUACACCUGAAAAUGUUUCCAGUUUGAGCUUGUGAGGAAGGAUUGGGGAAUGAAGGGUUGUCCUCAGCACAGAGGUUCAGUGCCAAUGUUAAUAAUUAACCAGCAAAAGAAGAAUGAUCUCUUUGACAGACUUUUGUACAAACUUGCAAACACUAUUCCCUAGAGAUCAUAGGCAGGAAAGAUAGAAAUUGUAUGUGAUAAGCAGGAAACACUUUGCAUACUGCAUCCUACUAACACUUAUUUAGAAAAAAGAGGUACUACCUCCCAAAAUUCUGGUGCUUUCAGACCCAGGGUUUUGAAAAAUAACCUGAGGAAGUUGUUUUUUCUUUUUUGUUAGAAAUUUCUCUUUCCUAGCAGCCAAGCUUUUUGGAUAACUGGUAGAAAAGAGCUUUAUUCAAAUUUUUCAUGGUUGUUACUACUCAGUUGAAACAGAAUGACUUUAGCAUCAGCCUCAUUGGACUAAUGCAAAUAAUUUGUAAGAAACUUGCUCCUCUCCAGCUGCCUCCCACAACAAAACAGAAGCUAUAAAGCAGAUCCUUAAGUCCAUGUAUAAGACCCCAAAGGUACAGUCUAAAAAAUGAGACUCAAACAUCACACUCACAGCAUGAUUUUGCAUGCAGGCUGUGAGUCUUUCCACUUGGCCAGCUACAGUGGAUAUUCAGCCAGUGAAGUGCUGUAUGAUUUUACUUCCUGGGUAUUCUCAGGAAAAAAAAAAAAAAUAAAAUUAGAGGAAAUUUGCAAAGAAGAGAGUUUGAGAAUUGUACAACUUUAAAGGAGAACCACCUGAUCUCAGGUUUUGCUUCACAACCUUCUCUAAAUGAAAGGCUUGGUUGCGUUUCUCCUGUAACUCCUGUUGGGGCUAGUGCCUUGUGGUAUAUUAAUGAAAUGCUGUUCAAGUUCUGCUAUGCUACAGCUUUCAUGACAUGUGGAUUUUUCAGUAAAACUGGGGAUUCCUUAUUGAGGUCAGUGCCAGGUUCAUGAUAUUAAACUGUCUCACAUUGGCUUACUUAAAAUACAUCUGGGAGUGAAUGUUCUUGGUAGAAAUGGGUUUUCAAGAACUAAGCAUCAGAGCGACUUUUUAUUUAAAAAAAAGAAUAAUGACUUUCUGUGUAUGUAAAUGUAUAUCUUUUCUGUAUAUUUAUUAGGAUUUCUUGUAUAAAAAGUGCAAUAUUAAUAAUUGUACAUUAUUUUGUCCAGAUAAAACUAUUUCAGUUUUGUUUUAAAUCUCCCCAGAAUUUUGUUCCUCUAAAAUCAACAGUAAUAGUGUAUUUUCUUAAUUUUAAUAGCACUUGCAUUUAAUUGGGGAUCUGCUUCACUGUGCACAGAGUGCUCUAUAGAUAAUGACCUGAGGGAGGGAUGAUGUUUUUAACGUGGGAGAAGAUAAUUAUGCAUGGAAUGAAGGACAAUUCCUUAGUAACAUAAUAAUAGCAAUGAUGAUGAUGACGAUGUGAUGGAUAUUUUUGAUACAUUAGUUAACAAAAUGCAGCAUGGGGAAGUAUUUUCUUUUGUGUAAAAGCAAAAUAUGUUCAAGCUAUCACAUGUUCCAUUGUAUCUGUUUAACUGUGCACAGGAUAAAUUCAAAGGAUCUGAUCUGGAGGGGCCACUCUGUUGUCUCUGCACAGUGUGGAUUGAAUUUCACAUGUCUGUCUUCUGAAUUGUGACUUGGCAGCAUCUCAGUAAUAUAAGGAUUACUGGUUAUUUUUUAAAAGGAUGCUCUAAAGAGAAAACAAAACAGCAAAUUUGUAUUUAUGUAACUUUUUGUACAAGUAAUGCAGGUUACUUAUUUAACUACUACUACUGUCUGACGUGUAGUUUUUUAAUCUUAAAAACAAAAGCCAAAGUAGAAAAGCUGUUGAGUGUGUAAAAUUAAUAACAGGUUUGCAUGUGUUCUCAAAGAAUAAUUGUUGUAUCUUAUGCUUAUGGCUUUAGUUAUUAGUCAAGUCAAAAAACUCUCAAAACCUUAAGAGCAAACUUCCAGUUUUGUUCUGCU
Molecule: messenger RNA, 8573 nt
Organism: Poecile atricapillus (Black-capped chickadee)
Lineage: Eukaryota; Metazoa; Chordata; Aves; Passeriformes; Paridae
Gene: ADAMTSL1
Product: ADAMTS like 1
Exons: 29
Coding region: 42-5327 (1761 amino acids)
Biological process (GO): extracellular matrix organization
Cellular component (GO): extracellular matrix
Molecular function (GO): metalloendopeptidase activity
Source: RefSeq, a predicted model, not a curated record